Messenger RNA from Chroicocephalus ridibundus (black-headed gull), 4840 nucleotides. RefSeq names its product ral guanine nucleotide dissociation stimulator (gene RALGDS). Gene Ontology annotation, biological process: Ras protein signal transduction; positive regulation of GTPase activity. NCBI's taxonomy places the organism in Eukaryota, Metazoa, Chordata, Aves, Charadriiformes, Laridae. Gene Ontology annotation, molecular function: guanyl-nucleotide exchange factor activity. Gene Ontology annotation, cellular component: plasma membrane. The record is from RefSeq and is a predicted model, not a curated record. The coding region runs from base 309 to 2864 and encodes 851 amino acids. The transcript has 18 exons.
GAGGAAAUCCAGUGCCUGGUUUUGCAGCCUGGCCGGCUCCGUCCCGGCCCCGCGGUGACAUCAGGCUGCUGGGCGGCGGGGGCGGCUGCGGGCUCCCGGCGCCUGCCCCGCUGCUGCGGGCGCUGCCGCCUCCCGACCCCGCCGAACCCUUCCCCCUGCGCGGCCGGCUCCCGAUUCCCGGGAAUCCAUCCAUCCGUCCGUCCGUCCGUCCCUCCCGUCCCCGUCCCGGGCAUCCCCCCGGUGCUCCUCCCCGGUGCAUCCCAGGGGCGCUGGCGGAGCGCGGCGCGGGGGAUGCGGCGGUGCUGCCCAUGGUGAGCCGCCGGCGGUCCCCGCCGCACCAUGUCGCCGCCGCGGCCGCCCCCGAGAGGAUGUUCGAGGGCUGCCGGCGGGCGCGGAGCCUCUGGGGCGGCGUGAGGCUGGAGGUGGCCGGGGAGAGCAGCCCCGUGGUGCUGCACAGCUUCACCCAGCUCGACCCCGACCUGCCGCCGCUGGAGAGCUCCACACAGGAGAUCGGAGAAGAGCUGGAGGAUGGUGUGAUCUACAGCAUAUCGCUCCGGAAAGUGCAGCUCCAUCACACGGCCAACAAAGGGCAGCGGUGGCUGGGGUUUGAGAACGAGUCGGCCUUAAACCUCUAUGAGACGUGUAAGGUGCGGACGAUAAAAGCUGGGACCUUGGAGAAGCUGGUGGAGUACCUGGUCUCAGCCUUCAAGGGCAAUGACUCCACCUACGUCACCAUCUUCCUGUGCACUUACCGGGCCUUCGCCACCACCAAGCAAGUGCUGGACCUGCUGCUUAACAGGUACGGCAAACUCCACGUGCAGGCAAAUGGGGACCAUGCCAGGCACGCUGUGGACGAGAGGAUGGAGCUGAAGAACACCAUCUCCUCCAUCCUGGGCGCCUGGCUGGACCAGUACUCAGAGGACUUCCGCAAGCCCCCGGACUUCGCUUGCCUCAAGCAGCUCAUCUCCUACGUGCGCCACAACAUCCCCGGCUCGGACCUGGAGCGCCGAGCCCGCAUCCUACUGGCCCAGUUCCAGCAGCAAGAGCAGAGCGAGUCGGAGGCGGAAGCUGUGGACCACGGCGGCUGCACCUUCCAGCUGGUGGAGGAGAACGGGGUUGGGGACGGGAAGCCGGAUUUCCUCUCCUUCUCCCCAGAGAUGGUGGCAGAACAGUUCACGCUGAUGGAUGCUGAGCUGUUUAAGAAAGUGGUGCCUUACCACUGCCUGGGCUGCAUCUGGUCCCAGCGAGACAAGAAAGGCAAAGAGCACCUGGCGCCCACCAUCCGUGCCACGGUCUCGCAGUUCAAUAGUGUGGCCAACUGUGUCAUCGCCACGUGUCUCGGAGACCGGUCCCUGAAGCCGCAGCAGAGGGCUAAAGUGGUGGAGCGGUGGAUCGAAGUGGCUCGGGAGUGCCGCAUCCUGAAGAACUUCUCCUCCCUCCGAGCUAUCCUCUCAGCUCUGCAGUGCAACGCCGUUCACCGGCUGAAGAAGACCUGGGACGAGGUCCUACGGGAGAGUUUCCGCACUUUCCACGAGCUCUCCGAGAUCUUCUCCGACGAGAACAACCACUCGCUGAGCCGGGAGCUUCUCAUUAAGGAGGGCACAUCCAAAUUUGCCACCUUGGAGAUCAACCCAAAGAGGGCUCAGAAGCGGCAGCAGCAGCAGCGAGAGAUGGGCGUGAUGCAGGGCACCAUUCCCUACCUUGGCACCUUCCUCACGGACCUGGUGAUGCUCGACACCGCUAUGAAGGAUUUUCUGGACGGCGGGCUGAUCAACUUUGAGAAGAGAAGGAAGGAGUUUGAAGUCAUCGCCCAGAUCAAGCUGCUUCAGUCGGCCUGCAACAACUACAGCUUCACACAGGAGGACCAGUUUGUGGACUGGUUCCACAGCCUGGAGCGGCUCAGCGAGGCCGAGAGCUAUGGGCUGUCGUGUGAGAUCGAGCCGCUGUCGGAGUCAGCCAGCAACACAUUGAAGGCGAAGAAAAACACGGGCAUCAUCAAGCGGUGGAGCGACCGGCAGCCGCCGAGCACCGAGCCCUGCGCCAGCGGCAGCUCCCACUCGAAAUCCUUCGACCAGCUCAAAUGCGGGCAGUACCUGUGCAGCGGGGACGCCACCGACUCCGUGAGUGUCACCUCUGCCGGCUCCAGCAGCUCCGACGUGGAGGAGAUCAACAUCAGCUUCAUCCCCGAGUCUCCCGACUGCCAGGAGAAGAAGGUCAGUGAGAUUCCUCUGGCCUCCCUCCCCCAGCGCUGGUACGCCCCGUCUGUGGCCGAUGGAGAAGCUAAAACCACUGUGUCCUCCGCAUCCCCUCUCCUCCCUGCCCUCCAGUUCUGGGAAUCCACCUCCCUCUCCUCCCUGGACACAUCGGGCAUCGGCUCAGGCUCCAGCAGUGCCUCGUCCUCUUCCGUCUCCUCCACACCGGUGACUGCCUCACGCACCCACAAGCGCUCCGUCUCCGGCAUCUCCAGCUACUCAUCCCUCUCGCUGCCCCUCUACAACCAGCAGGUCGACGACUGCUGCAUCAUCCGUGUCAGCCUGGCUGUGGACAACGGCAACAUGUACAAGAGCAUCCUGGUGACGAGCCAGGAUAAGACCCCAGUCGUUAUUCGCAAGGCCAUGGCCAAACACAACUUGGACGGGGACCGGCCUGAGGACUAUGAGCUCGUUCAGAUCAUCUCAGAGGAGAGAGAGCUGAAGAUCCCCGACAACGCCAACGUCUUCUACGCCAUGAACUCUGCCGCCAACUACGACUUUGUGCUGAAGAAGCGGGGCUUCUCCAAGGGGGUGAAGAUCAAGCACGGCUCCAGCUCCACCCUGCCCAGGAUGAAGCAGAAAGGCCUGAAGAUCGCCAAAGGCAUCUUCUAGCCUCAGCCCCACUGCCACCCAUCACCGACGGGGCCUUGGGGGCAGGCUGCUCCGAGCUCGGCUGCGGCCGGUCCUUGUGCCGCCUGGCACGGCGAGAGGAGCGACCCUCGCCCAUGGGGGACGGCCGUGCACCUCCCUCCUGCACCGAGAGCUGGGGCGCUUUGGCAGCCGGUGUCGGCCUCCGCCUCUCUCUGCACAAGCUCCCGUUUCAAUCAGGUCUUUUUUUCUACACAGGAAGGCAGCGAGGGGGGAUAUCUCCGUUUUAUUUUUCUCUUUUUUUUUUUUACGUUCCACGGUGCGACACUAGUCCAGCCGCCGGCCAGCCCAGAGCUGGAGCCCGCCUCUGCCGUAGGUGCCUUGUGUCCGAGCGAGCCGGGGAGCGGUGACUCGCAGAGGGGCCGUUUGCAAGGAGCAGAGCACGAGCCAUCACCCCGGGGCUGCAAAGCCUCCCACGUGGCGGGGUGCUCUCCUUCCCCGCUUUCCUGGCGUUGUUUUACCGCCACGUCCUUCCUCCCCGGGAUAACGGGCAUCGCCACCGCCGCGCAUCUCUGCCUGUCCUUCCCGUGGGAGGAGCCGCGGACGCCCCAGGCUGGGAGGCGAGCUGGAAGGGAUGCAGCCCCGCUCUGCCCUCGGAGCCCAUGGAGGAGGGCUGUGUCCGCGCUGCGAUGGAGCGGGGGCCUCAUGCUCUUGACAGCUGGAAGCCUGCGUGGUCUCGCUCCUCUCCCCGAUCCAGCGUGUCCUCCAGCUGGGCUUCGACGGCCCGCGUUCAAACUUGCACCAAAGAUCAAACGCCAGUGUCUCUUCUGCCGGUGGGGGAAGCUUUGCGCUGUGCCCCCAGCGCUGCCAGCCUAACGAGGAGGAGGAGAGCGAAUUUCUGUCUGAACUUGUGUAAAUAGAGACCUUGGGUCUGCGCAGGCGGGCGAGGAGCUGGAGAGCUUGGGGUGCUCCGGGUGCCCUGGCUGCCACCGCCUGACCUGCAGAAAGUGCCACUCACCUUGGGCUUUAACCGGACUUUUUCAAACACUGACCAUGGGAGAAGCAGCAAUGAGACUUUUUUUGUAUAAAACAAAAGUUUACUGAUUUUUUUUUUUUUUUUUUUUGGCAAUAUUUAUUGGUUGUAAAUAGAAGAGACGAACUUGUACAUUUUACUAAUCCAGCCUCCCCCGACCCUGCAGCCCAGUCCCUCUCCUCUCCCCACCCUGCUAUUUAAGCCUCCUGGGAGGGAUGUGGCAGCAGCAGCGUUGCUCUGCCGUGCUCGUGGGGCGCAGACCCGCCGGCCCCCCCCUCCCUUCUUUCUCUACCACUAAGUCGCUCGAGCAGGGGCAGAGAUGCUUGUUUUAAUCAUUGUAGGAAACACUAACCGAAGGGGGACUUUUUUUUGCUCCUGGCUCCAUCUCUUUUUUUUUUUUUUAAGCGCUUCCUCCCAGCACAUCUUUUCUCUUUCCCGUCUGUCGGCGCUGCCGGGCGGGUGCAACACCUUCCCCGGCUCCAGGAGAGGGGCCUGGGGGAUGCAGCAAUGCUGCACGGCCACACUCGGGGGGCUGGUGGCAGGAGCUGGGCUGCGGGCUCUGGGCGGGGAGAGGCUGCUUGGGUGCGAGCGUGGCUGGCACUGAGCUCUCCCAGCCCCGUGUCCCCUCGGGUGGCGUCGCCCAUCGCUGCACAUGAUGGGAGCCCCUGGCUCCCUGACGCAGGGGCAGCCUCCUGCCUCCCACCCUGCCUGGAGCCUGGCUCCUGCCCUCGGGCAUCAGCACCCCAGGGUCCUCCCUCUGCUUCGUGCCUGCCAGCUCCUGCCCACCCCGGGGCCACGCUGUUUCCCCCCCGUUCCCCUCCCACCAGUGUCCCCAGCAGCCCAGCGUCACCCAGGGACUGGCUGUACCAUAUGUAUUUUGUACCACUUCAAUGAAGGAGCACACUGCCUGGUGUGACUUGUACACAGCAAUGUAAUUAGUCUUUGCAAUAAAAUACUGAUGCUCAAA